This is a messenger RNA of Paramuricea clavata, 887 nucleotides long. The record is from the annotation of a GenBank genome assembly. Lineage: Eukaryota; Metazoa; Cnidaria; Anthozoa; Malacalcyonacea; Plexauridae.
AAUCAUGUGCUCCUGUACCCAGUGAUCGUUGCGUGCCAUCUGAUGGUAGUGUUACCCUGGAGUCGUUCCGUUUGCUCAGUGAAGAGGAAGUUCGAGCUCUGGUUAUUGCCUCACCCAAGAAGUACUGUGACUUGGAUCCAAUGCCAAUGCCAUUGGUGAUUGAUUGUCUGGAAUUGUUACUACCUAUAAGUACUCAUCUAGUCAAUAGUUCGCUUAUCAAUGGAUAUUUUCCAACUGAUUGGAAAGAGGCUCUAGUAAAACCCCUUCUAAAAAAACCAGGACUAGUUGCUUUGUUCAACCAUCUGCGUCCGAUCAGUAACUUGCAGUUUAUCUCUAAACUAGUUGAGCGAGCAGUUUAUGAUCAGAUCUAUGACCAUUUGAUGUUGCAUGAUUUAUUCCCGGAGUAUCAGUCCGCAUACAGGCAAGGAUAUAGUACUGAGACCGCCCUUCUGAAGGUCCAAAACGACAUACUUUUGAAUAUAUGGAUUGUCAGCAGGUUACCCUUCUUGUUCUUCUGGACCUUAGUGCAGCGUUCGAUACUGUCGAUCACAGCAUUUUAUUUCACCGAUUGGAAACAUCUUUUGGGAUUACAGGAACUGUGCGAAAGUGGUUUGAAUCCUACCUAUCUGGACGAUGUCAGCGAAUAGCAUUUAAAGAUGGAAUCUCUGACAUUUUUCCAUUAACGUGUGGCGUACCUCAGGGCUCAUGUUUGGGACCGCUGCUUUUUACCAUGUAUGCAAGUAAACUAUUUGAUGUUAUUAAAGAACAUUUACCAACUGCGCAUGCAUAUGCUGAUGACACGCAGCUUUAUUUGUCGUUUAAACCAGGGAACGGUGCGAGUGAGGAAGAGAGUAUCGCAGCGAUGGAGACAUGCAUUAAGGCAGUAC